Molecule: messenger RNA, 4728 nt
Organism: Catharus ustulatus (Swainson's thrush)
Lineage: Eukaryota; Metazoa; Chordata; Aves; Passeriformes; Turdidae
Gene: SEC14L1
Product: SEC14 like lipid binding 1
Exons: 16
Coding region: 117-2264 (715 amino acids)
Biological process (GO): negative regulation of RIG-I signaling pathway
Cellular component (GO): cytosol; cytoplasm
Molecular function (GO): RIG-I binding
Source: RefSeq, a predicted model, not a curated record
CGAACGACGGGCGGCGGCGCGCGCCCCUCCCGCGCAGGACGGCGCUGCCCCGGCGGCAUGAGGGGAGAGCGCGGCCGGCUCCGAGCGGUUUGAGUUGAUCUCACUAAACUGCAGCCAUGGUGCAGAAGUACCAGUCACCCGUACGGGUGUAUAAACACCCUUUUGAGUUAAUUAUGGCUGCAUAUGAAAGAAGGUUUCCCACGUGCCCUCUGAUCCCCAUGUUUGUGGCCAGUGACACUGUGAGUGAGUACAAGAGUGAGGAUGGGGCCAUCCAUGUGAUCGAGCGGCGCUGCAAGCUGGACAUCGAUGCACCACGGCUGCUGAAAAAGAUUGCUGGAGUGGACUAUGUCUACUUUGUCCAGAAGAACUCUCUGAACAGGCGAGAAAGGACUCUGCAUAUCGAAGCCUACAAUGAAACCUUCUCUAACAGAGUCAUCAUCAACGAGCACUGCUCCUACACAGUUCAUCCUGACAAUGAAGAUUGGACCUGUUUUGAACAGUCAGCAAGUCUGGAUAUCAAAUCUUUUUUUGGUUUUGAAAGCACAGUGGAAAAGAUUGCCAUGAAACAAUACACCAGCAAUAUUAAAAAGGGAAAAGAAAUAAUAGAGUACUACCUGAAGCAGCUGGAGGAAGAAGGAAUAACUUUUGUCCCUCGCUGGACUCCUCCUGUUGCAUGUAAAUCAGAGAGCAGCACAUCCCACCCCAGGAGACCAGUGUCACCUGCCAUUAAUAUCCCAGAGUCUGCCACAAAGGAGGGCUUGAGCAACAAGGAGAUCCUCAACACCUCCAGCAGCCCCUCGGAGCCCACGGCAGGAACACCCGAUGAUAAGCUGGAUGCAGACUACAUCAAGAGGUACCUGGGGGACCUGACCCCGAUGCAGGAGAGCUGCCUCAUCCGCCUGCGGCAGUGGCUCCAGGAAACGCACAAAGGCAAAAUCCCAAAGGAUGAACACAUUUUAAGAUUCCUGCGUGCCAGGGACUUCAACAUCGACAAAGCAAGAGAGAUCCUUUGCCAGUCCCUGACGUGGCGUAAGCAGCACCAGGUGGAUUAUAUUCUGGACACCUGGAAUCCUCCCCAAGUGCUCCAGGAUUACUAUGCAGGAGGCUGGCAUCACCAUGACAAAGAUGGGCGCCCUCUCUACGUGCUGAGGCUGGGCCAGAUGGACACCAAGGGGCUGGUGCGAGCGCUGGGGGAGGAGGCCUUGCUGCGCUAUGUUCUUUCAAUAAAUGAAGAAGGGCUGAGGCGAUGUGAGGAGAAUACAAAAGUGUUUGGCAGGCCAAUAAGCUCUUGGACCUGCCUAGUGGAUCUGGAAGGCUUGAACAUGAGGCAUUUAUGGAGACCUGGUGUCAAGGCCUUGCUGAGAAUCAUCGAGGUGGUUGAAGCUAAUUACCCUGAGACCUUGGGUCGUCUGCUUAUCCUCAGGGCACCUCGGGUAUUCCCAGUUCUCUGGACACUGGUUAGUCCAUUCAUUGAUGAUAACACUAGAAAGAAAUUCCUUAUUUAUGCUGGAAAUGACUACCAGGGUCCUGGGGGACUGCUGGAUUACAUCGAUAAAGAAAUUAUCCCUGAUUUCCUGGGUGGAGAGUGCAUGUGUGAAGUACCAGAGGGUGGGCUGGUUCCCAAGUCCCUCUACCGGACAGCAGAAGAGUUGGAAAAUGAAGACAUCAAGCUUUGGACUGAAACAAUUUACCAGUCUGCAAGUGUCUUCAAAGGAGCUCCACAUGAGGUUCUCAUCCAGAUCGUGGACGCCUCGUCGGUGAUCACGUGGGAUUUUGACGUGUGCAAGGGUGACAUUGUUUUUAACAUCUUCCAUUCCAAAAGAGCCCCACAGCCUCCCAAAAAGGACUCUCUGGGAGCUCACAGUAUUACAUCUCCUGGUGGCAACAACGUCCAGUUGAUAGACAAGGUCUGGCAGCUGGGCCGUGACUACAGCAUGGUGGAGUCUCCCCUGAUCUGCAAAGAAGGGGAGAGUGUGCAGGGCUCUCACGUGACCAGGUGGCCUGGCUUCUACAUUUUACAGUGGAAAUUCCACAGCAUGCCUGCCUGUGCUACAACCAACCUGCCUCGUGUGGAUGAUGUGCUGGCAUCUCUACAGGUGUCCUCUCACAAAUGUAAAGUGAUGUACUAUACAGAAGUGAUAGGAUCUGAAGAUUUCAGGGGAUCUAUGACCAGCCUUGAAUCAAGCCACAGUGGAUUUUCCCAGCUCAGUGCUGCCACCACCUCCUCUAGCCAGUCCCAUUCCAGCUCCAUGAUUUCCAGGUAGUGCCACAACAGCUGAAAAGCAAAUGGAUGUGAUGGCUGGACCCUCGCCCAUGGCAGCUGACUGCAAUACAGCAUAUUCAACUGGCAAUUGUGCAAAAAACCCCACCCCAAAAAGCCUUUUAUAGAUAGUAAAGUAGCUGUUUGAAUUUUACACUUAGUGGUUUUGGUCUUUGUUAGAUCCAACAGCUUGUCUCUUAACUUUAACCCUUUUUCCUAACUCAGCCAUAAAUAUUUUUGCAAGUGUGCUUGCACAAAUCCUAACUCUGAACACAAGGGCUCUUACUGAAAAGGAAAAACAACUAGUGCAUCAGUUAAGAAUGAAUUUUUUUUAAACUGUGUAGAUGUUAAAAAGCAAAAAAGAAAAACCCUACCAAAAAUGCUCCAUAGUGCAUUAGAGAUCAACUGCAAGUCUCCUGUCAGGACAUUCCUUGCCAUCCUGAGAAAUCCCCUGUGAUCUUCCAGUGCUGCAAACUGUUCUCCUGUUGCCACUAAUGAUGUCCAAGACAAAGGACAGCAGUUGCUGGAUACUUGACUUUGUGAGUCCAUUUUUUCAAAGCAUGCCCACAGAGCUGUGGCCAGGCUGUAACACUGAAUUUACCUUUUGUAUGAGCACAUUUCUGGGGAAUUUGAGCUCUGGGUCUUGCUGGGUUAAAGCAAUUUGUUCUUUCCUUGGAUUUGUGCAUGGAGCACUGUGGAGAGAGAGGCAGAGAGCAGGCUCUCCCUCACUGUGUCACACUGGGCUCAUCCCGAGCUGCUCUCAGCUUUUGUCCCCAGCUCUGUGCUGGAGCUUCACUCUGUUUCCUUAGUGCAUUCCAAGCAAAUGGAUUUUACUGAGAUUCUCUUCUUGUCAAGAAUUUAUGCACAGCUUCAGCUUGCUACUUAAAGCAGUCUGAAGGAGUUGUGGCUUCCACCCUUCCUGAGCACUUCUCCCUCCCUGGGGCCUCCUGUCCUUCCCUGUGCCUGGCAGAAAUAGAGCACCUCAGUUCUGGUCAGCCUUCAUGUGGGCUGGCAGCACAGGGAUCUUCCCUGAGUGAUACAGGAGAAGAUACUCUAAGGAUUUUCUCCACAAUUUCACUACUGCCACUGCCAGAGGUGAUCUGCCAUUUGGGAUCCUGUCCCUGUUUGCCAGGCCCAAGCUGGACCCUUGCUGAACUCUGUUCAGGUGUCCUUCCUUCUCCAGCCCUCUCUCUGUGCACAGCAAAAGCUCCAAAGAACUGUCAGACAAACAGGCCUGGCAGUGGAGCAGAGAACAUUUUGGUUUGAAAUGCAGCAGAAUUUGCACAGUUAUACCCUUCUCAAUCUUCCCUUACCCUUGCUAGAGCUAAAAUGUCCAUGCAGGCCCAAGAGCUUCUGUGCUGGCUGCAGUCCCUAGGAAUGAGAUAGGAUCUGAUAAGUGGUAGAGGAGCUUGCUGUUACACUUGGAAAGCAGAACUCACUAAAGAUUCUGGAUUCCCUGCCUGAGGAAAGCUGGUUCUGAACUCAGUGUGAAGCUUUUUUAUGCCUGCAGAGCUCAGGAGAGGCAGGUGACAGACCCCUGACAGCAGCUCUGCUGCAGCCCCAGCCUGGCUGUGGCAUGGGGCAGAGCUGACAGAUAUUUUAGUAACAGAGGUGCUCAGAGACCAGCCUCCUUAAACUGAACCAAACUGAUGUGUUGUGGAGCUCUUUCAGGACUCAGAAACUGCAGAUGGAGGUUAGGCUGUUACCCAGGCUGCCAGAGUGACACAGGUCACUGCUUUGGUGUCACAGCUCCCAGCACAGGCUGUGGCUCCAGGGCUGCUCCCGGGAGUUCUGCCAGGUUCUGACACCAGGAACAGCAUUCCCAGCACAGGGAGUGCAGCUGGAGCACAGUGAGGUUCACCUGCUGCCACUUGUGGCAUUUCUUCCCAUUCACCAGGCUGUAAGGGCUGAAGAUGGUCCCUUUCUCUCUCUCUCUCUCUCUCUCUCAGAUGGAGAUUUUGCUGACAACUGUAAAGAAUCUGCUCCAUUCAACACUCCACAUCUGUCCAGGUGUCUGGCUUUGUAGAACUUUUUGGGUUGCAGUCCCUUUUCAGAUCUGAGGAUCUAUAUUUUUGUUUUUCACUUGAGCUGGCUCAAAAGUGGCACUUUGGGUUUUUCCUGCUGUUGAUCUUAAACACAUCUUUUAGAGCUCAAAGCACAUGACAGCACAAACAGCCAGGGAGAUAAAAUUCCAGAAAAACAAUAGUUAAUCUUCCUGUAAGCAAAGUGCUGUGGCAAUAUGACUUGAUCACUGCAGUCUAAUUAAUUAAUUUCCCAUACCUUGGUCUUUCUUUGUGUGAUACUGCUCUUCCUUCUCUCAGCCAGUGAUUCUUCUGUUGGCACCUUUCCAGUUAUCAGUGUCCUUCACUUCCCUGUCCCUCCUCAUGAACUGCAUAUCAAAUUCUGUAAAUGUUUUGUAUACAUAAUACCUCAUUCUUGGUAAUAAAAUACAGAUAGUCUUUAAAAGA